Messenger RNA from Thalassophryne amazonica, 1983 nucleotides. Its product is annotated as Hermansky-Pudlak syndrome 1 protein homolog. Gene Ontology annotation, cellular component: BLOC-3 complex. Lineage: Eukaryota; Metazoa; Chordata; Actinopteri; Batrachoidiformes; Batrachoididae. Gene Ontology annotation, biological process: vesicle-mediated transport; melanosome assembly. The record is from RefSeq and is a predicted model, not a curated record. Gene Ontology annotation, molecular function: protein binding; guanyl-nucleotide exchange factor activity.
AUGGAUGCUGCUCUGAACUCUGCCUCUUGUCGCAGUAACUGUGUCAGAGGACAAAGUGGUGAUCUCCUCGAACAUUGCUGUGAAUUUUUAGAUGUGAAUGGAGGUGAGACGAUUGCAAAUCUGUGCAAAAGGAAGAACAACCUGAAGAAAAGAGUCCCAGGCAGGAUGUCUGUUGAAAAUCCUGUGUUUGGCUCUGAAGAUGCAGCAGGGUUCAUGAAGCAGCCAGUGAAGUUAAAGAGGACUGCACUACAUCGUGCCUCUUUAGAAGGCGAUACCGCUGUUGUCCAAAUGCUUCUGGAAAAAGGAGCUGAUAUCCACUUUGAAGAUCGACUGGGUUCCAGUGCCUUACACUGGGCCUGCAGAGGUGGAAGCCUGGAAGCUGUCAAAGCACUGAAGAGCCACGGGGCAGACCUGAAUGUUUGCGAUAAGGCAGUGGAGAGGCUGAUCCACCCAGCGCUCUGUGAGCAGUGCAUCGAGUUUCUGGAGCGCCGCCUAGUUCAACAGCUCAACAGCAGUGUGGAGAGAGCAGGAGAGGAGGUGCUGCACUCCUUCAUCCUGGUCCACACCAAACUACUUGCCUUCUACUCCAGUCGCAAUGCGAGUAGGCUCACCACCUCAGACCUGCUGGUACUCAUCAUCAUGGCACAGAAUAUGUAUCCUAGUAACACAGAUCUGGAUGACCCAGGUCCUGAGGAUAUAGAGAACACAUCCGGUUCUGGUCCUGACAUUUUCUACACCCCAGAGGUUUCUCCUACAGACGGAGACUCCAGUGGCUCAGACAGGCCAGUGAUUAGUUCUUCUCCUGUGUUUGAGUUUUUGGACCCAGACCUACAGAUGGGAGAAGACAGUUUGAAUACUCUGCAAGUCCCACCGCCUGAUCCUUCAACACGCAGAGUCUUCUUGGAGGUCUCACACAAGGAUGGCCUUUAUCCCAUGAUGCCUCACUCUAUGUACUGUCUGCCACUGUGGCCUGGCAUCACACUUGUACUGCUCACAAAGAUUCCCACCAGUACAGUGGCCAUGUCAGUUUAUGUGUUUUUAGAGGCGUUUGCAAAGCUGAUGAGGCAUUUAAGGGAAAGUCAAGAAGGUUCUGCUACAGCUAGAGGUCCUCACGUACACGACCUCCAUGGUAAACUGGAUAAAUUCAUCAAAGCUUUGAGCUCAACUGAGAUACAGUCCGCCCAGUUGCAAAGUGUUUGGACUGAGUUCAAGAACCGAGCUUUUGUCAGAGGAGGACUGAGGUUUAACAAAGAUCUGAUCCAGUUGUGUCAGAAUAUGAAGACCCAGCUGUGUGGCAUAUACCGACAAUGCUUUGUCACUGAUUCUGGAUCAGCCGGCGUUCCUCAGCGCCUCUCUACCAGCCUGCAGGAACGAGCCAAGUCCAUGCUGCAGGAGAAGCUUGUGGACUGGAAGGAUUUUCUGUUGGUCAAAAGCAAAAGAAACAUCACCAUGGUGUCUUACCUGGAGGAUUUUCCCGGCCUCAUCCAUUUUAUAUCUGUGGACCGUUCCACUGGCCAGAUGAUCGCACCAUCGCUCAGCACUACAGAACGCACUGCCUCCGAACUGGGGAAGGGUCCCAUAGCCAAUUUCAUCAAAAAAAAGGUCUGGAAGUUGGUCAGUACAUCACGGUGCUAUCUCCAGAAAGGCUACUCCACUGUUACAUUCCGCGAUGGAGACUUCUACUUCUGCUUCUUCCUCUGGUUUGAAAAUGAAACCGGCUACAAGUUGGAGGCCAUUGACCUGCCUGUAAUAGCUGAUGACUCUAAUCCCAUCGGAAUGCUUGCCUGGGACUACUACAGGAAGUUGCUGCGGUAUUAUAGGAAGAGUCACCCACGUGAGGUGGUGAAGUGCUACGAGCUGCUGACUGUUCACCUCGGGGUCAUUCCCACUGAGAUCAUCCUGCAGCACUGCAGACAGCUGGCCAGCAAACUGUGGGAACCUUCCCGCAAUCCACUGCUGUAGACACACCCACACAUCUAAAAA